This is a messenger RNA of Camelus dromedarius (Arabian camel), 850 nucleotides long. RefSeq names its product ferredoxin 2 (gene FDX2). The record is from RefSeq and is a predicted model, not a curated record. Lineage: Eukaryota; Metazoa; Chordata; Mammalia; Artiodactyla; Camelidae. The transcript is spliced from 5 exons. Gene Ontology annotation, cellular component: mitochondrion. The coding region runs from base 18 to 578 and encodes 186 amino acids. Gene Ontology annotation, biological process: P450-containing electron transport chain; positive regulation of oxidoreductase activity. Gene Ontology annotation, molecular function: 2 iron, 2 sulfur cluster binding.
AGUCUGCGGGUCACGUGAUGCCUGUCAUGGCAGCCUCCGUGGCCUGGGGAGGCGUGAAUGCUGGAUUCCUGCUGCGGGCGGCCAGGGGUGCCUGGUGUAGCCGAUCUGGGGGCUUUUGGGGGUCCGGGGAGGCGGCGGCGCCAGCGAUAGCCAGGAAAUUCCAGGCGACAGGCUCGCGCCAGGCAGGGGAGGAAGAAGCCGGCGGCCCCGAACGGCCAGGGGACGUGGUGAACGUGGUGUUCAUAGACCGGUCAGGCCAGCGGAUUCCCGUGAGCGGCAGAGUCGGGGACAAUGUUCUCCACCUGGCCCAGCGCCAUGGGGUGGACCUGGAAGGGGCCUGCGAAGCCUCCCUGGCGUGCUCCACCUGCCAUGUGUAUGUGAGCGAGGACCACCUGGACCUUCUGCCUCCUCCUGACGAGAGGGAGGAUGACAUGCUGGACAUGGCCCCCCUCCUCCAAGAGAACUCCCGGCUGGGCUGCCAGAUCCUGCUGACUCCUGAGCUGGAAGGGGCUGAAUUCACCCUGCCCAAGAUCACCAGGAACUUCUACGUGGACGGCCAUGUCCCCAAGCCCCACUGAUACAGACAGCUGGAUCGUCCUAGACACUCACGGCCCCAGCGCCGGGACUGGAGAAAUAGCCAAGUUGCCAGCCCAGCCCAGAGCAGGGACAGGCCUGAGAGAGAGAUGUCGGAAGCGGCCAGAAGGCUAAAACCCCUGCAUCAGAGAGAGCCCAUGUCCAGGCUGUGGUGGGGACAGCGCCCCUACUGGGGCAGCCUCCCUCAAGCCCCCUGAGAAAGGGGAUGUGGAUGGGGUGGAAUCUAAUUGGAGCAACAAUAAAACUGUCUCACAGA